Messenger RNA from Nicrophorus vespilloides, 1710 nucleotides. RefSeq lists its product as uncharacterized. The transcript is spliced from 12 exons. Lineage: Eukaryota; Metazoa; Arthropoda; Insecta; Coleoptera; Silphidae. Gene Ontology annotation, molecular function: acyltransferase activity, transferring groups other than amino-acyl groups. The annotation marks the transcript as partial. The record is from RefSeq and is a predicted model, not a curated record.
AUGUUGCAACUUCUACUGUUAUCUGCAUUUUGUGCAGCUUCAGUUUACUCCAUGGAACCAAUGAAAGUUUUUCCAAAUGUCACAGAACUAGAAUAUAUGUCUAUGCCAACACUAUUCCAUUUGGACGAUUUUGAUGGAUGUUUAACUCUGGCAACCGAUCCACUAUAUUGUUACGCAACAGUUCAGCUCGCUCCAAAUGAUGAAGAAAAUGUAUCGAAAACCUGGAAAGUUAUUGAAGAAGUGAUAACUGUGCCUAGGUUCUACAGACAUGAUCUGUUAAGACAUGGGAUUUGUGUUCAGGAAACAUGUCCGAACAUUCCGAAAGCAAAUUACGGUUUGGGAAACGGCACGAAGGAAUUGUGGAAAGGAAUUUCGGAUUGUUACUCGCAAAAGUAUGAGGAUUUGGGCUUAAAAGGUGAAGUCAUCGAAAUGUAUUGUCAAAAUGAUCAACCGGUUUACGAAAUUGAUUCGCUGGAUAUGGCUUACAUAUACGUUCUCUUGACGUUGCUAGCUUUGGUAACAACAGGAACCACAUUCGAAGUUUGGGCAAGGUACAAAAGCCCCGAAGAAUAUCAACGAAUUACCAGAAGCUCCAAAGUAAGGAAAUUGUUAACGGCUUUUUCGUUGACGAAGAACUUGGAGCGAUUGGGCAGCGAGAUUACAAGUGAGGAUGGAUUAGCGUUAGCUCCUAUCCAAGGCAUUCGCGUUUUCAAUAUGUUCUUCGUUGUCAUGGUUCACAGCUGUGUGUUACUAUUCGUUGGACCGAUAGCCAAUCCACAAUAUGCAGAAAAUGUUACUCUAGAUCCGUUGAAUAUGUUUUUGAGCAACGGAAAUCUGAUCAUGCAAACUUCAUUCAUGAUUUCCGCUUUGCUCUUGAGUUUUCACCUCUGUCAGAUGUUCGAGAAUAAGAAGAUGAAUGUAUCUGUCAUAUUUACGGGAAUACUUAAUCGACUAUUAAGAUUAUAUCCUAUACAUUUGGCGAUGUUAGGUUUCGCGGCGACUUGGUUAAGACAUUCGGGAAAUGGACCGUUCUUCCAUCGUAUCGUAGAUUCCGAAUUUCGAAAUUGCAGAGAAAAUUGGUUGCUGAGCGUUUUAUUUAUUAACAAUUUAUAUAAUACGCAGAAUAUUUGCAUGACGCAUACAUGGUAUUUAUCGGCCGAUACUCAACUCUUCGUCUUUGGACUGUUCGUAAUGAUGGUGGUCAUCAAUAAUCCGCGGAAAGCAAAUACAAUAUUUGUAUCCCUUUUUGUUACCGGGAUUUUGGUAACCUUCGCUCAACACUAUUACAAUGCGUACGACAUAGUCUUUCGAAGCUAUCCGGAAUAUUUGUACAACCUGUUUUUAAAUUUACCAUUUUGGCAUUCUUUGUACAUAGCCACUCACCAUCACAUAUCAUGUUACGUUAUGGGAUUAGCGACGGGCUUUUACAUUCACAAAUGGAGGAAAGAGAAGGUUAAAAUUACUUUAAAUAAGUUUUGGUACACGAUUUGGUUCAUUUACUCAUGGGUCGCUCCUAUUGGAACGAUACUCAGCGCGGCGCCAUUCUACGAAGAUGGUUUCUCUACUACCAGGUUGAAUGCAGCUCUGUACAAUGCUUUUUUCAGAUUGAGUUUCGGUCUGCCCAUUCUUAUAGGUAUAAUCAUGUUCAUCUUCGGACAAGGACGUCCAAUGUUAAAUUUCGUUAAUUGGAGACCUUUCCAUGUCUUAGGC